Molecule: messenger RNA, 2157 nt
Organism: Olea europaea var. sylvestris
Lineage: Eukaryota; Viridiplantae; Streptophyta; Magnoliopsida; Lamiales; Oleaceae
Product: synaptotagmin-2-like
Exons: 12
Coding region: 388-2004 (538 amino acids)
Cellular component (GO): endoplasmic reticulum
Molecular function (GO): lipid binding
Source: RefSeq, a predicted model, not a curated record
CCCAUGGAAAAUGGAAAGCCAAGACACGUUACAUGCAUCUGAGACUCUCCGUUCUACGCUCUUGAUUGUUACAAAAUCCGUUAUGUGUGGAUCCAAUCCAUGUGUCGCUAAUUUAGAAAAUUUUCCCCCAUGCAUUAAUGUUUAUUUUAUUGCUCUCCUCAUAAUGUUCAUCUUAAAAUCUCAUAAAUUCCAGCCUUUUCGUGUUAUUGGUUCAUCAUUAAUUCAACAUCAUGGCCAUUUUUAACCCGUUUUCUUUUACCUAUAUUCUCCAAUCGAAUUGAAACGUGAAGGCCCUUCUAUUUGUAUUCUUUUGAUCCCUUAGUGUGUGAUUGUGGGCUUGUUUUGCUGUGAUUUUGGAAACGUUUUUGUGGGUGACCAAGAAUAAAUAUGGGUAUGAUAAGCACUGUAAUGGGAUUUUUGGGGUUCGGGGUAGGUACCGUAUUUGGGCUUGUGAUUGGUUAUUUCCUCUUCAUCUACUUGCAGCCAACUGAUGUUAAGGAUCCUGAUAUCCGUCCAUUAACUGAGCAAGAUUCUGACAUUCUUCAAAAACUGCUCCCAGAAAUACCCCUUUGGAUUAAAAAUCCAGAUUAUGAUCGGAUUGAUUGGCUGAACAAAUUUGUAGAAUUAAUGUGGCCAUAUUUAAAUAAGGCAAUUUGCAAGACGGUAAAGCAAAUAGCAGAGCCAAUCAUAGCUGAGCAAAUUCCUAAAUACAAAAUUGAUUCAGUGGAAUUUGAAGUAUUAACUUUGGGCUCCUUACCACCUACUUUUCAAGGAAUAAAAGUGUACUCCACUGAGGAGAAGGAGUUGAUAAUGGAACUAGCCCUGAAGUGGGCAUCUAAUCCUAACAUACUUGUCGCUGCUAAGGCAUUUGGGUUGCAAGCUACUGUCCAGGUGCUUGACUUGCAAGUAUUUGCUUCUCCACGUAUCACAUUAAAGCCGCUUGUCCCGAGCUUUCCUUGUUUCGCUAACAUAUUUGUUUCUCUCAUGGAGAAGCCUCAUGUUGACUUUGGACUAAAGUUGCUAAAUGCAGAUGUUAUGUCCAUUCCAGGGCUAUAUAGGUUUGUUCAGCAAUUGAUUAAAGAUCAGGUCGCAAAUAUGUAUCUAUGGCCCAAAAGACUCGAGAUUCAAAUAAUGGAUUCUGCAAAAGCAAUGAAGAAACCAGUUGGGAUUCUUAACGUGAAAGUUGUCAGAGCCAUGAAGCUAAAGAAGAAAGAUCUUUUGGGAGCAUCGGAUCCUUAUGUAAAGCUAAAACUUAGUGAAGAGAAACUUCCAUCAAAGAAAACAACCGUCAAACACAAAAACUUGAACCCCGAAUGGAACGAGGAAUUUAAUUUCGUUGUCAAGGACCCUGAAGCUCAAGUUUUACAGUUUUCUGUCUACGACUGGGAACAGGUCGGAUCACAUGACAAAAUGGGCUUGAAUAUUGUCCCGCUAAAAGAUCUCACUCCAGAGGAGCCAAAAGUUUUGACUCUUCAACUUCUUAAAAAUCCGAACUCAGGUGAUGCUCAGAAUGAUAAGUCAAGAGGACAACUUGUACUCGAGGUCGAGUACAAACCUUUCGAUGAUAAUGAGGCACCGAAUGAUAAUGAAGAUUCAAAUAACAUGCAAAAGGCUCCCGAAGGAACACCUGAUGGUGGUGGUUUGCUCGUUGUUAUAGUCCAUGAAGGCCAAGAUCUUGAAGGGAAGCACCACACAAAUCCAUCAGUCCGCUUACUCUUCAGAGGGGAGGAGAAGAGAACUAAGCCUGUGAAGAAAAGCAGAGAUCCAAGGUGGGAGGAGGAGUUUCAGUUCACAUUAGAGGAGCCGCCCACUAACAACAGGAUUCAUGUUGAAGUAGUUAGUACUUCAUCAAGAAUGGGUCUACGACACCCAAAGGAAACUCUAGGCUACGUGGAUAUAUACCUCUCGGAUGUUGUCACCAACAAACGGAUCAACGAGAGGUACAACCUCAUCGACUCAAAGAAUGGUCGAAUCCAGAUUGAGAUGCAAUGGAGAACUGCAUAAAUAUUUGAGUUCAAAUAGAUAGUAGGCUUGAAUGCAUAAAAUUUGGGAUGGAUUUUCUUUCUUUUUCUUUUUCUGGGAUGCAAAUUGAAUGAAUUUAUGAUAUUGUACUUACAAAGAUAUCAACAAAGGAUUUGAAAACCCCAUCCCAAACAU